Molecule: messenger RNA, 2406 nt
Organism: Chelmon rostratus (copperband butterflyfish)
Lineage: Eukaryota; Metazoa; Chordata; Actinopteri; Chaetodontiformes; Chaetodontidae
Exons: 5
Coding region: 1-2406 (801 amino acids)
Biological process (GO): protein homooligomerization
Molecular function (GO): protein binding
Source: RefSeq, a predicted model, not a curated record
AUGGCGAGAAUGCCUGCCAGCGGAGACACGGAGCAGGAGCAGAUGAGCUGCCCCGAGAGGAGUAGGGAUGAGGAUAAUGAGGAGGAAGAUGAAGAUGAGAUCCAGGAGGUCCAGAUCACCGGGGAGGGGGAGGACGAGGAGUCCGAUAGAGAUGGUGUGGAGCUGGAGUGGGAGUCAGGGAGCACAGUGCUGGACUCCAGCGGUUCCGCCGAGGAGACACAAGCGGUCGUUAUGCGGAGUAUGGACCGAGGAGAGGAGGAAGGAGAGGCGGACCCCUUCAGCAGCAACAUCCACACUGGGCUGGAGUCUCACCUGGAGGGAGACCUUCAGCGGUCAGAGCGGAACCGUCUGAGCGAGAACACCCGCCUGGCCACCCGGUAUGCAGUGAGGAUCUUCAGGGAGUACCUCAGUGAGAAAGCCCAAAGUCAAGACUUUGAAACUAUGGACAAGGAGGCGCUCUGCGCUGUGCUGCGCUCUUUUUACGCGGAGGCGCGCUCCAAAAGUGGACAGUUGUACAGCAAGUCUUCCCUCAUCAGCAUCCGGAGCUCACUGAACCGGUACCUGAACGAACCGCCCUACUGCCGCACCUUAGACCUCACCAAGGACCCAGAGCUGCGCAGCGCCAACCUGACCCUGGCCGCGGUCAUUCGGAGGCUGGAGGAGCAAGGUGCCGGUCCCGUGGUGCAGAAACAAGCCAUCACGCGCUCAGACCUGCGGAAACUGUACGAGUCCUCCGUGUUCAACACCGACACGGCGUUCGGGCUGCUCAACAAAGUCUGGUUCGAGACCUGUAUGUAUUUCUGCACCAGGGGCCGGGAGAACCAACGGGAACUGGAGGAGGACUCGUUCGGAUUGGCCGUGGAUGAGGAUGGAAGAAAGUUUGUCUAUUUUAAAGCUCUCGGACCAUACCACAAGUCCCGCUCCGCCGCCUGGACCAAGAAGCGUCCGGACGCAGACGAGGACACCUUGCCGCGGAUGUACGAGACGGGCACGGAGCAGUGUCCGUACGCCAGCUUCGUCCGGUACGUGUCUAAACGGAACCCCCUCUGCAGGGCGUUCUUCCAGCGUCCCCGGGACCACUGCUGCGCGAACGACGUGACGUGGUACGAGAACAAAGCCAUCGGCAAGAACCUGUUGGGCACGAGGAUGCAGAUGUUGUCUCGCGCUGCCAAGCUCUCCAAGACCUAUACCAACCACUGCAUCGGUGCCGUGUCCAUAGCAACCCUCAACAGCAUCGUGGGCGCCGCGGGCUCUAGGCCGACGACGACGCUUUACGUUGCCUCGGAAACGGUCAACGGUCACACGCAGUCCCACCUCCAGCUCGUAAUCCCGUACCUCCGCCGAGUAACCGAUGCUGCGGCUCCAGAUCCGCAGCGGACAACGACAGCACCGGCAUCAGCAAUACUAAACAAGUCAGCAACAACAGCCGCGAGCAGAGCCAACGCUGAGGACGAUCUGGGAGCUCCUUACGCCAAGAAACUGUGCGUGCGCCCCGGGACACGCGCGGAGUCGCCUGCGGAGCGGAACGAGCGCGAGCCGGUGCCUGCGAGAGCCAAGGAGUCUCAUAUUCAUACACAGCCCGCCGUGCGGUCCCCGGUCGCCGUGCCGACACAGGACAGCCGUGGCAGCAGCAGCAGCAUGUCGAGUCAGCAGCUGGUCUCUGCAUCUCCUCUGGGCUCUGCCGGCAUCCCCACACCAGCCAAGCUCACCAAAACAAACGCACCCGUCCACAUCGAUGUAGGAGGGCACAUGUACACCAGCAGCCUGGGCACCCUCACAAAGUUCCCAGAGUCACGGAUUGGUCGUCUGUUUGAUGGAACGGAGCCUAUAGUGUUGGACAGUCUAAAACAGCACUACUUCAUCGAUCGAGAUGGACCCAUGUUCCGUUACAUACUGAACUUCCUCCGGACCUCAAAACUCCUCAUCCCUGAUGACUUCAAAGAAUACUCCCUGCUGUAUGAAGAGGCCAGUUUCUUCCAGCUGGCUCCUCUGCAGGCCGAGCUGGAGCGCUGGAGGACUGAGCGGGAAUGCGGGGGUGUGUGUCUAGAGUGUGAGUGUGUCGUGAUUCAUGUGGCUCCGGAGCUCGGUGAAAGGAUCAGCGUGAGUGCCCACCGGGCCGUGAUCGAGGAGGUUUUUCCUGAGAUCAGAGAUGUCGUGUCCACUUCCUUGAAUGCCAGCCGGAACCAGGACUCCACACACGUCAUUCGCUUCCCGCUCAAUGGCUACUGCCACCUCAACUCCGUCCAGGUGUUGGAGCGGUUGCAGCACAGAGGGUUCUGGAUCACAUGUUCAUGCGGCGGUGGAGUGGACUCUUCCCAAUUUAGUGAAUACAUUCUACGGCGAGAUGGCCGGGGCAGCCGACACCCCCCCACCCUCAUCCGCAUCAAGCAGGAGCUUGUGGAGUGA